Messenger RNA from Cetraspora pellucida, 405 nucleotides. Lineage: Eukaryota; Fungi; Glomeromycota; Glomeromycetes; Diversisporales; Gigasporaceae. The record is from the annotation of a GenBank genome assembly.
AUGCAACUUCAACAUGCAAUUGAUCAUAAUGAAGCUAGAACAAUUGAUAUAUAUAAAGAUGAAGUAUCUGCUAGAACAAUCACAAAUUGCUGGUUCUAUACAAAAAUUAUAUCUCUUCAUAAUGAAGACAGAAUGCUAGUUGUUGUGUUCCCUCCUGUUGCCUUACUUUCUCCAGUUGCCUUACCAUCUCCUGUACAUCAACAAUUUAAUGAUAAAGACCUUAUUAAAGCUGCUACAGAAAUCAAAUAUAUAGAAAAUGAAGUUGUUAUAGAACCCUUAACUGGAAAAGAACAGUUGGAUAUUUUGUGCAAUGUUUUGAGAAUCGUCGAUAAGAGAAUUGAUAAUAGUGGGGUAACAAUGAGGUCUUUGUGCAAGCUCCAAUUGUGUAUUCAUGAGGAGGUCUGA